ACAAGAGUAAGCAGCCGGGAACGGAACCGACCAAAAAGUUUAGUUAAUCAGAAAUAGCCUUCAACAAAGGAUGGAAUCGCACGCUUCUCGUAUAUCAAUAAAUUUUAGUUAAUGUAUUACGUUUUCUCAUAAUUUUGUUUUUAUCGUGCCGAUGUUGAUAUGUAUUAGAUUAUUUCAAGUUUAUUUCAUGUUAUGAAUUAAAAUCCUUAAACUGAACGAAACAUUAGAUGUGAAAUUUGAAGAUUUAUGUGUGAUUCUGAUGACUACUAAUAAAUUUGCCGUGAAGUAUUUAAAAAUGCCAUGUCGUGUCGUGAAAAUUAAUAAGACUGGUCAUAUCUCUUGACUACCUACAGCCUGACUGCAUUCAGCUAGCUAAAAUAAAUAGUCUUUAUAUUCAAAAUAAAGUCAAAUCUCUCUUUUUAUUAACAUCACAUUUCAUUGUGGGACUCAAAAUAUGGAUUUCACUUUUCAUUCAUAUUUAAAUUAUUCCAACUCUUGGUCCUUCGAAGUGUCCUCAAUUACAUGCAAUUUGAAAAGCGCAUAUUAGUAAAGUGAAAGUUUUUUUCGAAGAAAUGUGAUCAACAACGCACGCUUAUUAAUUGCUACCUUUCAUUUACUAAUUCGUAUAGAAAUGGUUCUUAGCAUAUGCAUAAAAAGUCAAUUCAUAUAUUGUACAUGAAAGGUUCGGAUCGAAUGCAGGCAUUGAUGAAUUUCUCGUUAAGUUAAAAAACAAGCGUCAAUAAGUUAGAAGGCCUUUUUUGAAUGAAUGAACUGUUGACUGUCGGCAAAGAUUUUAAGUAAAUAAAAUCUCCUAAACGUUUACUGUCACUGUCUCUGUCUUAAUCAACUAAACAAAAAUGCUUCAAACUAAAAACUCAAAUCCUGGAUCAGAAACAGCAGUAGCUGUUCUAAAAACUAAAUCAUCAAUCAUGCAACCGAUAUCGCAGCUGAAUUUACGCUUCGUUCUGAUUUGUGUUGCUAUCCUGUACAUUAUUCCUGAAAAAGUAAUCGCUUCUGACUUUUUUGAUACUCAAGGACCAAAUUUUUUUACUGAACCACCACACCGCGUAGAAUUUAUAAGUACGGCCGGAACACUUGUCGAUUGCACAGCUCAUGGUAACCCUGCACCAAGUGUCGAAUGGUUGGACAAAGAUAAUAACCCCAUUACAUCAGUCUCUAAGGUUCGACAUAUACUCGCAAAUGGUUCACUGUACUUUCCACAAUUUGAAGCCGAAGAAUUUAGACAAGAUGUACAUUGGUCAGUUUAUAAAUGCGUGGCAUCAAAUUCUGUAGGAACUAUUGUUUCAAGAGACGUUGUAGUAAAGGCUGUGGUCAACCAACGAUAUGAACCUGAAGUACAAAACCCAGGCGGAUUCAUUGGGAGCAACGUGCUGAUCAAAUGCAAUAUACCUUCAUUUGUUAAGGAAUAUGUGACAGUGACAUCAUGGCUACAAGAGCCCAACUUUAAUAUAUACCCCUCACUGGAGGGAGAUGGAAAAAGUCAUAUGCUGCCUACUGGAGAGCUCAUGGUAUUGAAUGUUACACGAUUAGAUGCACUUAGAAUAUAUCGUUGCAGAACUCAUCACCAAUUAACGCAGGAAGCUGUAGUUAGCAGUAAUGCUGGGAAAAUACAAUUGACAGAAAUGCGCGAACUUGUCCCUCCAAUUAUAAACGAAAAAUUUGUGAGUCUAAAACCUAGACUGGGAGAACCUGUAGUAAUUCCGUGUGUUGCCUAUGCGAAUCCAACGCCAGUGUACCGAUGGCAUACCAAACGUAACGACAAAGAAGACUCUAUUGAUUCUUUUAUUGCAACCAGCCGUUUUAAAAUACGAGAUGGAACUUUAAUCAUAACAUCUAUCGAGCAAAAUGACAGCGGUUAUUUUUUUUGCACUGCAACAAAUUCAGAGGGCAGCGAAAUGCUAGAAGUACAACUAUCAGUCAUAUCACCAUUGACCAGUAACAUUCAGCCUGUUAUUCAAACAAUAAAUUUAGGGAAGUCUGCCGAUCUAGUAUGUAGGUGCACGGGAUUUCCUAAAGAUAGUAUUACAUGGCUGAAAGAUGGACAACCUUUGCGUUCUGGAGCGCGGGUUCGAUUAUUGUCAAAGGAGCAUAUCCGUAUUACAUCAAUUGCCAAAGAAGAUAAGGGAAUGUAUCAGUGUUUUGUUAAGAACGACAAGGAUUCAAGCCAGGCAACAGCUGAGUUACGUUUAGGGGAAGUAGCACCGCAGCUUAUAUACAAGUUCAUUGAGCAAACCAUGCAGCCUGGUCCGUCGGUAUCUUUGAAAUGCAGUGCAACUGGUAAUCCAACACCCCGCAUAACAUGGUAUUUAGAUGGUUUCGCUCUGCCGAACAAUGACCGUCUGAUGAUCGGACAAUACGUAACUUUAUUUGGUGACGUUAUCAGCCAUGUAAAUAUAUCUGCUGUAAAAUCAGAGGAUGGUGGCGACUAUGAAUGCAAAGCAACUUCAAAGGCUGGAGAAUCAUCCCAUUCAGCACGAUUAAAUAUUUAUGGAAUGCCGUACGUCCGCCCCAUGCCGCCAAUAUCAGCUGUUGCUGGAAAACCGUUUUUUCUCAAGUGCCCUGUAGCUGGAUAUCCAAUCGAAAGUAUAACUUUAGAAAAAGAUGGUGUAAAACUUCCAACUAACAUAUGACAGAGGAUUCAAAAUGGCACUUUAUCAAUAGAUAACGUUCAGAAAACUGCUGACCAAGGAACAUAUACCUGCAUCGCUCGUAACAAACAUAAUUAUACAUCACAACGUACAGUUGAAAUAAAAGUUCUUGUCCCACCGAAAAUCACACCUUUUUCCUUUGCCCGCGAUUUGAAUGUUGGCGAUCGUACAAGCAUUCAGUGUGUCAUCGGAACUGGCGAUUUGCCAUUGACUUUUACAUGGCUGAAAGAUGGCCAGCAACUACUAUCGCAUGGAAGUACGAGUGUGUCACAAUUUGGAGGCAGUUCCGGUAAUGAUGGUUCCCAAGUUUCAUUUCAAAAUGCUGCUAGAAAUUUGGAUGAUGGUAUGUCGAAUCCUGUUGAUAGAGUUAGUUACGAUGACGGAGUUGUGGUGACGAUACGCCAAAAUGAUGAUUUCACUAGUGCGCUAAGUAUAACGAGUGUGACACAGUCUCAAGGUGGUACAUACACUUGUAGAGUACAAAACAAUGCGGCAACUGUAUCUCAUUCGGCACAGCUUCGAGUCAAUGUUCCACCCAGGUGGAUUACUAAACCAACCGACCAUAACGCCGUUCUUGGAAAUUCUGUCGUAAUAACUUGUAACGCAGAUGGCUUUCCGAUUCCUGAUAUAACAUGGAAGCAAUCUAUAGGUGUACAUUCUGGAGAAUACCGUGAGUUGAGCUAUUCUGGCGGAAAUGGAAUGAUUGUAAGCUAUAAGAAUGGAUCAUUAAUUAUACCAAAAGUAAGCAAAGACCAUGAGGGUAGUUAUUUGUGCCAAGCUAGCAAUGGGAUAGGGGCUGGACUGAGCACAUUAAUAAAGCUGACGGUACAUGUUGGACCUCAAGUUACUGUAAGAAGUAAGCAACUAACAGUUCGCCGUGGUGAUAGAGUGAAUUUAUUUUGUGAAGCGGAAGGUGAUCAGCCAUUGGAUAUUUACUGGCGUGCCAGAGGAAAUCGCAUUGAUACUGCCUAUGACAUACGAUACACUUUGAAUGAUUCACCUAUAAGUCAUGGAAUUGUCUCGGAACUAAGCAUUUUGCAAACUGUUAUAUCGGAUAGAGGAGAAUACACAUGCGUUGCAAGUAAUGCUUAUGGACAUGACAAAGCUGUUUUAAAUCUUCAAGUUCAAGAGCCCCCUAAUUUUCCAAUGAAUUUACAUGUUGUUGAGCUGGGGAGUCGCACAAUAACUUUGGCUUGGUCGCGUAACGAUCAAGAUCAAACGAACGUAUACCGAGAAUCACAGCCGAUAUCAAACUACAUAUUGCAAUAUAAAAAAGCACAAGAAGUUUGGCACGAGCACAAUAAUCAAAAACUUUUACCUGGGGAUAAAACAUCGGCACAAGUAACUUCGUUGAAACCCUCACAAUCGUAUCACUUUCGUUUGUAUGCUGAAAAUCAUUUGGGAACAAGUGCACCUAGCGAUAUUCUCCUUGCUCAAACGGACGCAGAUGUCCCAAGUGGACGUCCGCAGAAUGUUGCCGCUGAACCCCUUGGCCCUCAACAGCUACUUAUAACCUGGCGUCCUCCUGAAAGGGAUAGUUGGAAUGGCGAACUUCUUGGAUACACAAUCGGUUAUCAGAAACAUGAGGACAGUGCAUAUAACUAUACUAAAGUCGGAAUAUUGUUUGGUGAAGGAUUGCAUGAUUUUAGAUUGGUUGGCCUAGAAAAAUACACUCAGUAUGAUAUUACUGUCUCAGCUUUCAAUGUAAAAGGAGAUGGACCUCCAAGUGAAUCUAUAAUGGGUCACACUUUGGAAGAUGUUCCAUCGAUGUCUCCACAAAGUGUUGCUUGUACUGCACUAACAGCUCAAAAUAUACAAAUUUCAUGGCAAGCACCUCCAAAGGAAAAUACACAUGGAAUAAUACAAGGCUACAAGGUCCUCUACGAGCCUUGGAAUGAUGAAAGUGAUUAUGGUAAUCGAGAGACAAAGAUAACUUCUUCAUUAAAUACAGUCUUACAUGGAUUGCAACCAUUUACCAAAUAUAGUGUUCAGGUACUGGCUUUUACAAGAGCUGGUGAGGGUGUUUUAAGUUCAGUAAUCACAUGUACUACAGAAGAAGCCGUUCCAGAUGCUCCUGAAAGGGUGAAAUCCGUCGUUAGCAGUGAGUCGUCAGUGAUAAUUAGUUGGCUUCCACCACGACGACCAAAUGGGAUUGUAACAAAAUACAAUGUUUAUAUUCGAAUAUUGGAAAAAGGACAAGAGUUAAAAAUUCUUAAGGAAGUGUUACCAGCUCACAAUCGUCAUUUUGAAGCCAAAGAUUUAACAACAAGAGAAACUUAUGAGUCUUGGGUAACGGCUUCGACGCGUGUCGGACAAGGUCCUAGUACUCCAGUUAUUAAACUAUCACCGAGCUUUGCAGUACCAGCUGCAAUUAUUUCAUUUGGACAGUCAUUGAGUGUUAGCUGGAAAGUAGACAUGAAGCUGACUUGCUUGUUUGUAGGAAAUCCCAAGCCGAAUGCCGAAUGGAAACUUUUGAACUCGAGGUCAAAAAAACAAUUCCGAUUAGAAGUUGGAAGUGACAAUACUUUGACUCUAAGAAAUAUACAACGAAGCCAUGAGGGUAAUUAUUCGUGUGGUGUUCGCAACGCUUUGAGCUCGGAUCAUGUGGUCUAUCAGUUACUUGUUCAAGUUCCCCCCGCUGCUCCUAUCUUAUCUAUAACUGGAACUACCUUCAAAUCUGUAUCAUUACAAUGGCAUGUAGACGAUACUGGUGGCGCACCUCUGAGGGGCUUUACUUUAACUUAUCGAAAAGAAUUUGGUGAAUGGGAAGAGUUGCAGGUAGAUCGCCGUAUUCACUCUUAUUUACUAGAAAAUCUUCAAUGUGGAACUCGUUAUCAAUUUACCAUAACAACAUUUAAUAAAAUUGGCACUGGACUUACAAGCGUGGUUGAAUCUGCAAAAACAAAAGGAAAUAAACCAGUUCCUGCUCGAAAACAAAACCUAAUUAAACCAAAUAUAACAUCAGCUAUUCUCGAGUUAUCUUCAUGGAAAGAUGAAGGAUGUCCUAUUCUUUACUUCACCAUUGAAUUCCGAAGAUAUCGAAAAUCAAGUGAUUGGAUUAUUGUUUCUAGUAGUAUUGCUACCCAGCCUCGAUACACCCUCGGUGAUUUGGAGCCAGCGACGGCAUACAGCCUUCGAAUAACAGCACACAACCAUGCAGGCUCAACUCAGGCUGAAUACCUAUUCAAUACAUUGCAUUUAACAGGUUUAUCAGUUAGUAACAAGGAUGAAAGCGAUGUACCCGAAGCAGGACCAUUAUUUCGUGAUGUCCAUUUUAUUGCCGUUCUAGUAACAUCCGUUUUUGGGACAAUUUUAGCAUUGGUGGGAGCAUGUAUUUGCUUGAGACAUUAUCCAAGACAACAACUAGAUCAAAAUGUCAACCCGAUGCGCCCACCUUUAUCAGAAGGAAAAGAUCCGCGACGUCAAAACCGCUUAGAACAAAUUCCAGAGUACUCUGAGGACAUAUAUCCGUAUGCAACAUAUCAUUUGCCUGACCAAGAAAACCAAUCUGGAAAUAUCGAUCGCAAUGGAAUGGUCUAUGACCCUCGAAAUCAAGAUACUUUAACUCUUGCGAAUAACAAACGUUCUGCAAUCACAGGAAUAAAUAUUGUUGGACAAUCCAGUGCUCCUGUUGUGGCUGAGAAAAAUUCGCCUGUCACAGAAAAGCGUCCAAAAAUUAUUCCUAAUACCAUUAAAUCGGAAUCAGAAGAAUACGAUUCACUCAAUUCGGAUAGUGAUAUAUCUGCUGAAAGAAAUUGUAAUAACAGUCGUACUGAGUCUGAUCGUCAACUAGAUGACCAUGAUUCAUUUAUAUCUCAUGGGCACAGUCCUAUAUCUCGAAAUGGUGGUAAUAAGGAACGACUAUCAGUAUUCAAUAGCACUCCGCAGCAUAGUAAUAACAGCAUGGACAUGCCCCUCGACCACAGAAUCUUUGACCCGCCGCCAAAGCAACAUGCACAAUCUACGUCAGCCACAACCAAUCAACAGCUGCUCCACUAUCUCCACCUUAACAACCAGCAGCACCACCAUAAUUCAUCAACAGUCAGCACUACAAAUCUGCCCCGUAUAUCCUUUGCCAAAAAUAAUCAAAAUGAACCAUCCGAAGUAUGCUCAACACGCAUUAGCCAAUCAGGCUCUUAUGUCGAAAUUUUAAAACACACCAAGUACCAAAAUUUGCAAAGUGAUAAUAAUCAGAGGCAGAAUUUUUCAAUAAAUGAAGAUCCAUUAACUAAAUCAGAUGCAGUUAACAGUCAUCUUUCGUCAUCAUCAUGUCAAAAUAAAAGUUACGGUAAUUUCCUUACAAUCACACCACGACGAAAAGGCAAACUUCUAUCGACUGCAGCAGCUAUUGGUGACCAUCGUUAUCAUCAUAACAUUGAACCUUUAAAUUUGCUAAGCGUUGAAAAAGACAACAAUGCCACCAUAAAAUCAACUAAACUCUACGAUUACAAAACAUUGGAAACCCUCAGUAAAGCUGAUACACUUCUUUUAGGUUCUACAAUUUUUCCUAAGCUAAAGAAGACAUAUUGCGCAGAAAUAACUACUUUUGCAGCUAGUGAUAAAAGUUUUGAAAACGGCAGCAACACCACUAACCAAUCAUCAAAUAUAUGUGAAUUCCAACAAAUAUUAUUAGACACAAACCUUAGCCCACCUACUGCAUUUAGCGAUGGGGCUAAAAAAUCUUCAUUAUCGUAAAGACUGAACCAGAAGAAGGUAUUUCUACGAAUUUUUUUUUUUAUUUUAUAAAAAUAACUAAAUAUAUUGAGAUUCCUCCAUUGAAAAAAAAAACAUAUCACAACUAAAUACAUUGACCAUGUAAUGGAACUCAACGAAAAAGGGUUUUUUGUUACAUAUUUUUCUUGUACGUUGAUAUGAAAUUUAUAAAAAUAUCACACUAUUAAGGUUAUAUAAAAACGCUUAAAUGUAUCUAAUGGCUUUUAUCAAGAAAACAAUGAAUACAAAAGAAACAAAUUCAAUUAGAGUACACUUUGAGGGGACUCAAUAUCUGAAUUUUUUUUACAAAAAAAAAAUCAAUCAAUUAAAUAGAAACAUGUCAAUUUUUACAAUUAACUUUUACGUGAAAAUAACAAUAUAGUGAAUAUUUUUAAAAAUCUCGUUAACCUAAAUAUCACCAUACUCUACUUUUUUUCAUAGUGUUUUAUUUAAAAAUUAAUAGGUGUAUAGACACAUGGCGGAUAAGUUUCAAAAACGGAUUUAACAAGUUAAAUAAAGUUUGUAUAGAGUUUAUUAUUUUCUAGUUUUGAUUAAAAAAAAACGUCCUCAGAUAGAAAUAAUUGUAUAAUAAAUUAAAGACGGUUAGGAUUCGGAAUUUUAUCUUAAAACUCAAUCAAAAUAAGGAAAAGGAAAAUUAGAUUAGAACAAUUAUUUUUAAAGUCUUACGUUAUACGUAUUUAUUUUAAUCUUCACCUUAUUACUACGAGUAUUUUGACCUUAUAUAUUCAAUGAUCUAAUCAGUUUUAAAUAAACCCAUAUCUUUAAAUUUGU
Molecule: messenger RNA, 8174 nt
Organism: Eupeodes corollae
Lineage: Eukaryota; Metazoa; Arthropoda; Insecta; Diptera; Syrphidae
Product: cell adhesion molecule Dscam2-like
Exons: 24
Biological process (GO): cell-cell adhesion
Molecular function (GO): protein binding
Source: RefSeq, a predicted model, not a curated record